Molecule: messenger RNA, 477 nt
Organism: Musca vetustissima
Lineage: Eukaryota; Metazoa; Arthropoda; Insecta; Diptera; Muscidae
Product: low molecular weight phosphotyrosine protein phosphatase 2-like
Exons: 3
Coding region: 1-477 (158 amino acids)
Biological process (GO): protein dephosphorylation
Molecular function (GO): protein tyrosine phosphatase activity
Source: RefSeq, a predicted model, not a curated record
AUGACCAAAAAGAUUCUGAUGGUUUGUAUGGGAAAUAUCUGCCGCUCACCUAUAGCCGAGGCGGUAAUGCGAAAGGCACUACAACGCCGAGGUUUUGAUAAAGAGUGGCUGGUCGACAGUGCAGCUCUGGUAGGUUAUCAUUCUGGUUCUUUGCCCGAAGAACGUGUCCUCAAUGUUCUGCAACAGCAUGGCAUUCACUAUGACAAAGAAGCCCGAGUUAUUAAUUCACAAGAUUUCCAAGAAUGUGAUUAUAUUUUCGGUAUGGAUAUGGAUAAUGUUGCGGAACUUCGUAAGAUUGCUACACCCGAAUGUAAAGCAAAAAUAAUGCUAUUAGGCGAUUUUGGUCUACCGGAAACGGAAAAGAUUAUACAUGAUCCAUAUUAUUUUCUUGGCGAAGCGCCAUUCGAAGAGGUCUAUGAUAAAUGUGUGGUGGCCUGCAAAGCAUUUAUAGAGGACAUUGUUAUGAAAACUCAGUGA